UAUCGUGGCGUCGGCAGCCAAGUGUGUAAACGUCCUUCAGCCCUUUGUCUUCCGGUAACGUGUCAGCCCGAUCCUGCAGCGUUCCAUCGUCCUCGAAAAGCGGCCCCAACUCCUACGGAAAUUCAGCAUUAUCGCGGUCAAGAAGCUGCCUACGCAAUUAAUGACUACGUCAUGAGAACGACGGCGGUCAAGAGAACGGACACCCGUCCUGUCGAUUCCGAAGGAGACGUGAAUUCGAGAUUGAACGAUCUGGAAAAUUUCCUCACCAAAUUCGACGACGAAGCCGAAGACGAAGGCGAAACCGAACAAGUCGAGAUAUCAGGAGUCAGCGAAAUAUCGAAGAUUUUAAAACCGAAGGUCCCGGCAUCGGUCAAGGCCAAACAACCCGACAAAAUUAUAAAACUUAGAGCUGUUAAAACAAAUGUAACUGAAACUAUCACAAGCCCCGAGAAAGUAAGUAAAUUAGAAGUAAAAGAAGCACCUGAAGAACCCUUAAACGUACUUUUACAAAAAUUAAAUAAAGAUAAUCCCAAACCAAAAGAAACGAAAAGUGACAAUGAAGUGAAACGAGAGUCGAAAUUUAAGUCAGUAAUGGGGAAGAAUAGACAGUUUUGUAUCGAACAAAAACCYCCACUUGACGAUAACUCGGCAUUGGAGUUGCACAAAUCGAAAAGUUAUAUCGUGAGUCUAAUUGAUAAAGCUUUAAGUAGAGAAUUGGGAACUGUUCCUGGCGACAAGUGCACGAGAAAAGAGUUUAUGACAAUGAGUCCUAAGAAAGCAAUCGAUUUGGUUAAUCGGCACACAUCUUCGACUAAAGGUGGAGAAAAAAACAUCAAUCUGGAUGUCGCACAAGCAGGUUCUUCAAAGAAAGACGAUCAGUGUGUUUGCAAAAACGAAGAGCCUUUAUACUUGAAGCAACUGAAACAACUCCGAUGGAGCCACCUGAGACACAUUCAACGCGAAGCCAAACGUCUUGCCGACUUGGAACGUUUCCUCGACUCGUUCAGCGAAGGAGAGAGUCCACCGUAAAAGUUUGAUAUAAUUUUUAUUUUACAAAAUUUAUACAAUAAACAACAAUCGUAUAA
This is a messenger RNA of Tribolium madens (black flour beetle), 1085 nucleotides long. RefSeq lists its product as uncharacterized. The transcript is spliced from 4 exons. The record is from RefSeq and is a predicted model, not a curated record. Lineage: Eukaryota; Metazoa; Arthropoda; Insecta; Coleoptera; Tenebrionidae. Bases 172 to 1029 code for a protein of 285 amino acids.